AUGAGAGCGCAUCUGGAGCCGGCUCCGUACAAGCUUCUUCAUGUCAGGCUGAGGUUUUUGGGCGAGCAGAUCGAUCGUUCAUCUCGCCUACCCAAGCCGGUUCACAAGGGCGAGGUGAGGGACGUGUGUUUCUCAGGCGGCCUCGCAGACCUGAACGAACUGGUGGAGAAGUGGCUCGGAUGCCCAGGCGAGUGGAGAAUGAACAACGUAGCGAAUUGGCCACUAUCUGAGGACGCCCUUCAGCGACCCACAAGUGCUGCUUGCCCGAUGGUGGUGAAUGUCGUGAAUCGGACGGAAAAGGUGAAGAGGGAUGUCGACUCCUUGCAGGAUCGGCUCAAAGACCUUGAGGACAAAGUGAACUCGCUGGUUCAACAAAAGACUGCAGACCAGCAGCAGCUAUCUGGGCGCCUGGAUAAGCUUACAAUGAUUGAGGAGUAUUGGGACCUGAUGACCGCAGACACCGAUUCUGCAGAACGUGUGCCACAGGUCCGAUCUGGCCGGAGCCGUCGAUGCUGGGCCCUGGUGGUUCAACCCUCUCCGGUGUUCUUGCCAGUGCUUCUUUUUGCUCUUACCACAGGUUUAUGGUGGAUGAGCAGGACUGAAGUACAGUUUUUGGAGCACGACGUCAAGAGUUCAGAAGGUCAGUACAUUUCCCUGGAACGUAAAUCCAAGCACAUCGUCAGCAGUGUCAACUCACAGCAGAGGAAAGAACACGAAUAUCUUGUUAAUCACCUGGAGAUGACGACUCGGGAUAUUGACCGGCUGCACACCAAUAUCUCCAACCUGUCAACUUGGCUUGGCUACAUGACCGAACUUCAGGUCAAUAUGUCCAACAUGUCUACGUGGCUGGUCCGGGCCGAGGCCAGAGACGCCAGCCUGCGCAAAGAUCAGCACAAGUUAUCUGGCAAGGUGAAUGAAAUCAGUGACCAGAUCACGCACGUUGAGGAAGACGAGGGGAAACUGUCCUCCAAACUUCGAGACCGGAUUCACGAGCUGGAAGAAGAGAUGAAAGCUGUGGAGAAACAGGUGUCGUCCCUGCAGCUUGCAGACGAAGCAGCGCGGAAUCAGUCUGAGAAGAUGCAAGACGAAAUGACUAAAUUGAACUCGACAUUGCAGCCGGAACUGUUGCGUGUGAACCGCACGGCGCAGCAACUGCAGAAACUGGAGAAGGAGAGUGCGGAGGCGAACCGGUCAUGGACGCUUCUUUCUGAUCAAGUUUCGAAAGUGCAGGACCACACGUUGCCUGAUUUACGCACAGCAGUUGCGAAACAGGCCUCGACCAUUGCCAGAUUCAAAUCGAACAUGUCGAGUUGGCAUCACGUGGAGGAAAAGUACAGCCAGAAGGGCGUGGAUGCCGAACGAAAGGUCAACAUGGUCGAAAAAGAAGUGCAAAAGUCGCUCCAGAAGACGACCGCGCGGCUGCAGCAGCUGGCAUCUUUGCAAAGGCUGGAGAAACAGCUAAAGCAGCAGCAACUACACUUCUCUGAGCGUUUAGAGUCCAUCGAGGCGAAGCUGCAUAAUGCGCUCGUGAAUGCGACUGAAGCCUGA
Symbiodinium necroappetens is the source of this 1548-nucleotide messenger RNA. NCBI's taxonomy places the organism in Eukaryota, Dinophyceae, Suessiales, Symbiodiniaceae. The record is from the annotation of a GenBank genome assembly.